UCUAAACACAGUAUCCCCCACACUCUAACAAACAGUCCAUGGUAUUUAGGACCCUUCCACAGCGACAAUCUCCGGAGCCCAUUGAGCCCCAAGCUAGAGAAGCAUUAUUCAAACUGAUGAACCAUUUCUACCUCGAGUACCCCGAUAUCCUCCGCCUAGGCUUGUCUAAAACAGAGGGUGGCACUGCCGACGCCAUCUACGCCCGCUCGGACCGGCCAACUUGCAAUCCCGAGGCCGCACAGGUCGGCUACGAAAUCGCGCACAUUCAUCCAGCCGAUAAAUCCCUCCACGUACUGCUUUCUCCGGCCGACGCUCGCACGGUGAUCGAAGCUGCAUGGGGUCAGCGAUUUGCAGUUCCGUCCAUGGUUCCGCCCGGAUGGGUAAGCCUAGCGAGGUCUUAACCAAGAAGCAUGAUACCAAGAUCAAGGCUAACAUGGCUGCUGGAUAGAUCAUGGUAUACGCGCCACGCAACAGUGAAGAGGUUGAAGUCAUGGCUCAGAUAGUCAGAGCUGCGAUUCAGUGGACAACGGGAGCGAAGUUGGAUUAAACUCCCC
Aspergillus alliaceus is the source of this 554-nucleotide messenger RNA. RefSeq lists its product as uncharacterized. NCBI's taxonomy places the organism in Eukaryota, Fungi, Ascomycota, Eurotiomycetes, Eurotiales, Aspergillaceae. The record is from RefSeq and is a predicted model, not a curated record. Bases 39 to 401 code for a protein of 120 amino acids. The transcript has 2 exons.